Molecule: messenger RNA, 768 nt
Organism: Postia placenta MAD-698-R-SB12
Lineage: Eukaryota; Fungi; Basidiomycota; Agaricomycetes; Polyporales; Adustoporiaceae
Exons: 4
Coding region: 1-768 (255 amino acids)
Biological process (GO): mRNA splicing, via spliceosome
Cellular component (GO): U1 snRNP
Molecular function (GO): U1 snRNA binding
Source: RefSeq, a predicted model, not a curated record
AUGUCGUCCACCCAGCCAAAUGCGACGCUCUACGUGCACAAUCUCAACGACAAGGUGAACAAGGAGGAGCUGCGCAUCCAGCUCUACGCGCUCUUCACGACCUAUGGCCGCGUCGUCGACAUCGUCGCGAUGAAGGGCCCCAAAAUGCGCGGGCAGGCAUUCCUCGUCUUUGCGGACCUGGCGGGCGCAACAGCGGCCAUGCGGGCCUGCGAAGGUAUCGUCUUCUAUGAUAAGCCGAUGCGUAUCGAGUAUGCGAAGACCAAGUCAUAUGCGACGCUGCAGCGCGAAGACCCGAACUUCGUCCCACCAUCUCCCGCGAGCACACGGCCGGUGAACGGAUCAGAGAAAAGACCGAGGGACGAGAAGAUCGAGGUCGACGGGCGGCAAGCUAAAAGGGAGAGACCCGACGACGAUGACGACGAUGAGGAGAUGGAAAUUGAGGACGACGACGAGGGGACAAAGCAGGGCUCGGCCAGCACGAAUGCGCCAGGUGCUAUGCCGCAAACGGUACAGUAUCAGUCUGCGAGACUGCUAUGUACAAACCUACCACAGGAGGUCUCAGAUGACGUGCUCUCGGUUCUCUUUCAACAAUAUCAGGGAUUCCAGUCUACGCACGUUGCGCCAUCACCAACACCAAACGCAGCUGGGCAGAAAGUAAAAAUGGCACAAGUCCUGUUCGACUCACCCGAGUUAGCGUCCGUCGCAAAAGAGGCCCUGGAUGGGUUCACGCUGAAGAAGGGUUGGGUUAUGACUGUUGCGUAUAUCUGA